GCGCAAGCGCAGAAUGCGCUCUUUGAGGACUCCAUUGCCCAGGGUACAUAGGAGCGCUUCUCUUUCCGGCGAAGGUCGUGGAGUUCUCCGGUAGGGGUCUGAAGGGUCAGAGACUCCGUUACCCAGCACCCUUUGUGGAGUGUUGCUGCGCACUUCCGGUGGAAGUGCUGGGGCGAGGGGGUGGAGUUUACAGAGCCGGUGGGCGGUGCUGCCGGUAGCUGGGUGCUGUCUAAAGGCUACAGGGCGUCGCUAGGGGAGUGAGCUGUGACCGGUUGGGCCGCGCUUAGCUUGGGACGAAGCUUCGGCUACUGUUCGACUACCUGCGGCCUCCCCUUCAUGUCGGCCCUCGAGAAGAGUAUGCAUCUUGGGCGCCUGCCCUCUCGCCCUCCACUACCCGGCAGCGGGGGCAGUCAGAGCGGAGCCAAGAUGCGAAUGGGCCCUGGAAGAAAGCGGGACUUUUCUCCUGUUCCUUGGAGUCAGUACUUUGAGUCCAUGGAAGAUGUAGAAGUAGAGAAUGAAACUGGCAAGGAUACUUUUCGAGUUUACAAGAGUGGUUCAGAGGGUCCAGUCCUACUCCUUCUGCAUGGAGGAGGCCAUUCUGCCCUUUCCUGGGCUGUGUUCACGGCAGCAAUCAUUAGUAGAGUUCAGUGUAGGAUUGUGGCUUUGGAUCUUCGAGGUCAUGGCGAAACAAAAGUCAGGAAUUCUGAAGACCUGUCUGCAGAAACAAUGGCAAAAGAUGUUGGCAAUGUGGUUGAAGCCAUGUAUGGGGACCUCCCUCCUCCAAUUAUGCUCAUUGGACAUAGCAUGGGCGGUGCUAUUGCAGUCCACACAGCGUCGUCCAACCUGGUACCAAGCCUCUUGGGUCUGUGCAUGAUUGAUGUUGUGGAAGGUACAGCCAUGGACGCACUUAACAGCAUGCAGAAUUUCUUACGUGGUCGUCCUAAAACCUUCAAGUCUCUGGAGAAUGCCAUUGAAUGGAGUGUGAAGAGUGGCCAGAUUAGAAAUCUGGAGUCUGCCCGUGUCUCAAUGGUUGGCCAAGUCAAACAAUGUGAAGGAAUUACAAGUCCAGAAGGCUCAAAGUCUAUAGUGGAAGGAAUCAUAGAGGAAGAAGAAGAAGACGAAGAAGGAAGUGAGUCAGUAAACAAGAGGAAAAAGGAAGAUGACAUGGAGACCAAGAAAGACCAUCCAUACACUUGGAGAAUUGAGCUGGCAAAAACAGAAAAAUACUGGGAUGGCUGGUUCCGAGGCUUAUCCAAUCUCUUUCUUAGUUGUCCUAUUCCUAAAUUGCUGCUCCUGGCUGGUGUUGAUAGAUUGGAUAAAGAUCUGACUAUUGGCCAAAUGCAAGGGAAGUUCCAGAUGCAGGUCCUGCCCCAGUGUGGCCACGCAGUCCAUGAGGAUGCUCCAGACAAGGUAGCUGAAGCUGUUGCCACUUUCCUGAUUCGGCACAGGUUUGCAGAGCCUAUCGGUGGAUUCCAGUGUGUGUUUCCUGGCUGUUAGUGACCUGCUCUCCUUCCCUCCCUCAACAUUGAGCUCUGUUGUAAAUACAUCGCACCAGAGGCCACUGUGAUGCCGCUGUCUCCUCACCAUCCCGCCCGACCAUGUGACACCGGCUCCCUGUAGACGGGCAUCCCCAGAUAUACAAACCCUUUCGUGUAUUCCUGCCCAAAGCAUUAUUUUCCAGGGCCUUCGAUCAACAUUGAUCUCCCCAGUCUAAGGCUCCCCAGCUCCUCUCCCUUCCCCGUUCAGGGAUAGCUCUUGCCUGUCCUCCCUGCCUUGCCUUGGGUGAAGCCUCCAUCAGAACUGCCACCCUUGGCCCCUGUUCCUGGCAUUAGGUAAUGGACCUGGGUCCCCAUGUUUCCCCAGGUACAGGAACCUCCAUUGCUUGAGAUUGUUCUUACCAUGGUCCUGCCUUGCCUCAGGGGCUGGACCAUGUGCAAGAUGGUCUCUAUUUUUCCCUUUUAGAUAAAACACCAGUCAAAUACCUUUUUAUCCCCAUCUUAUUCUUCUAGGCUUGGAAGACACAGAGAGGUCAGGAUCUCAUCCUUAGGUAGAGGGAGGGGUGGUAGAUAGCAUCACAAGAAACUAGCCUGAAAAUCAGGCUCAGCCAGUCCAAGCACAUGGCCUCCCAUCUGGGGAGGGCCCACGUCCCACUCCCACAUCUCUGGGCACCUGCCCUGGGCUGAGGCCAGGCUGCUCCAGGGGCCUCUUGAGCUCUCACCUGCCAUAAAGCAACCCAGGUUCACUACAGCCCAUGCACAAAGCCACAGGCUAAGGCCCGUGGAGUUGUUUUUAAGAAGCAGAUUUAACCAUUUUCAUAGUUGGUCCCUGGAGGUAUGCAGAGUGCCCGCUUGCCUUUUCUAGACCCACAGCUUAUCUUAGUUGUUUGUGGUUUCCAUGUCACCCUUCAUAGAAACAGUACAGUCCAGCAUCCUCAACAUUUGCCCUCUUCCAGCUGCCUCAUCACAGCACUUCAGCCUCCCUGCUGCCCAGGCACGCCAUUUCCAAGGGUAGGGAGGGGCAGUCUCCUGCAGCCCAUCUUCUCUGUGACUGUCUUAGGUGAUGCAUAGCCCCCUCCACCUUUUGACCCCACAACUUCUAUCCCUGUCCUGCUUCAGGGUCCGAAGUCUGGGACCUUCUUUGUUUCUUUGUUAUUUAUGACCUUGUUUAAAGAAAAUAAAUAUCUCCCAACCUUUA
Molecule: messenger RNA, 2694 nt
Organism: Capra hircus (goat)
Lineage: Eukaryota; Metazoa; Chordata; Mammalia; Artiodactyla; Bovidae
Gene: PPME1
Product: protein phosphatase methylesterase 1
Exons: 14
Coding region: 337-1497 (386 amino acids)
Biological process (GO): protein demethylation
Molecular function (GO): protein methylesterase activity
Source: RefSeq, a predicted model, not a curated record